This is a messenger RNA of Sorghum bicolor (sorghum), 2049 nucleotides long. Its product is annotated as high-affinity nitrate transporter 2.1. NCBI's taxonomy places the organism in Eukaryota, Viridiplantae, Streptophyta, Magnoliopsida, Poales, Poaceae. The transcript has a single exon. Gene Ontology annotation, biological process: nitrate transmembrane transport; cellular response to nitrate. The coding region runs from base 148 to 1731 and encodes 527 amino acids. Gene Ontology annotation, molecular function: nitrate transmembrane transporter activity. The record is from RefSeq and is a predicted model, not a curated record. Gene Ontology annotation, cellular component: plant-type vacuole membrane; plasma membrane.
CUAUAAAUAUCUCACCUUUCCAUGUUGGUGCCAUUCCAUUCCAAGCACCAGCACGCAGAGGCAGCUGCAGCAGCAGCAGCCAAAAGCAAGCCCGUGUUCUUGCAUCACCGCCUACUGCAAAGCUAGCUAGCUAGCUAGGCGUCGGGCAUGGAGACCAUUGGCGCGCCGGGAAGCUCUCUGCACGGGAUGACGGGUCGGGAGCCGGCGUUCGCCUUCUCCACGGCGGCGCCCGAGCACGACGGCGACGACGCCGCGGCGAGCAAGUUCGACCUGCCGGUGGACUCAGAGCACAAGGCGAAGAGCAUCCGUCUCUUCUCCUUCGCGAACCCGCACAUGCGCACCUUCCACCUCUCCUGGAUCUCCUUCUUCACCUGCUUCGUCUCCACCUUCGCCGCGGCUCCCCUCGUCCCCAUCAUCCGCGACAACCUCAACCUCACCAAGGCCGACAUCGGCAACGCCGGGGUGGCGUCCGUGUCGGGCUCCAUCUUCUCCCGUCUCACCAUGGGCGCCGUCUGCGACCUGCUGGGCCCGCGCUACGGCUGCGCUUUCCUCAUCAUGCUGUCGGCGCCCACCGUGUUCUGCAUGGCGCUCAUCGACGACGCCGCGGGCUACAUCGUCGUCAGGUUCCUCAUCGGCUUCUCGCUGGCGACCUUCGUCUCGUGCCAGUACUGGAUGAGCACCAUGUUCAACAGCAAGAUCAUCGGCACCGUCAACGGGCUCGCCGCCGGGUGGGGCAACAUGGGCGGCGGCGCCACGCAGCUCAUCAUGCCGCUGGUGUACGACGUCAUCCGCAAGUGCGGCGCCACGCCAUUCACGGCGUGGCGGGUGGCAUACUUCGUCCCGGGGCUGAUGCACGUGGUCAUGGGCGUGCUGGUGCUGACGCUCGGGCAGGACCUCCCCGACGGCAACCUCAGGACGCUGCAGAAGAAGGGCAACGUCAACAAGGACAAGUUCUCCAAGGUCAUGUGGUACGCCCUGAUAAACUACCGGACCUGGAUCUUCGUCCUCCUCUACGGCUACUCCAUGGGCGUCGAGCUCACCACCGACAACGUCAUCGCCGAGUACAUGUACGACCGCUUCGACCUCGACCUCCGCGUCGCCGGCACCAUCGCCGCCUGCUUCGGUAUGGCCAACCUCGUCGCGCGCCCCAUGGGCGGCGUGCUCUCCGACGUCGGCGCGCGGUACUGGGGCAUGCGCGCGCGCCUCUGGAACAUCUGGAUCCUCCAGACCGCCGGCGGCGCCUUCUGCCUCUGGCUGGGGCGCGCCAGCACGCUCCCCGUCUCCAUCGUCGCCAUGGUGCUCUUCUCCUUCUGCGCGCAGGCCGCCUGCGGCGCCAUCUUCGGCGUCAUACCCUUCGUCUCCAGGCGCUCCCUCGGCAUCAUCUCCGGGAUGACCGGCGCCGGCGGCAACUUCGGCGCGGGGCUCACGCAGCUGCUCUUCUUCACCUCGUCCACCUACUCCACGGCCAGGGGGCUGGAGUACAUGGGCAUCAUGAUCAUGGCGUGCACGCUGCCGGUGGUGUUCGUGCACUUCCCGCAGUGGGGAUCCAUGUUCUUCCCGGCCAGCGCCACCGCCGACGAGGAGGGCUACUACGCGUCCGAGUGGAACGACGACGAGAAGAGCAAGGGGCUCCAUGCCGCCAGCCUCAAGUUCGCCGAGAACAGCCGAUCAGAGCGCGGCAAGCGCAACGUCAUCCAGGCCGACGCCGGCGCCACGCCGGAGCACGUAUAAGCUGUCUAAGAUCGAUCCAUGUUCACCUGCUGUUACUUGUUUGUAUGUAUUUAUUACUGUGCACGCAUACACCACGCUGGAGCACAUAUAUAGUAUGCAAGCUGUUUUAAAUUUACAUUCUAGGCCUUUGCGGCACUCGUAUCCACCUCAAUUGAUGAGAUGAAUACAAGUGUGGCGAAAUAAGUCCCAGGUCUAGUGAGGCAAAAGUAUGUGUAUGGGUGGGUACAAGCUAAAAUUAUAUUUUUUGUUGUGUAUAAUAAUGUGUAUAUGUUAUAUAUAAGCACAAAGUUUAUGUUGACACAAUUUGCAUGCACAUUG